Tarenaya hassleriana is the source of this 1852-nucleotide messenger RNA. RefSeq names its product enolase-phosphatase E1. The transcript is spliced from 3 exons. The record is from RefSeq and is a predicted model, not a curated record. NCBI's taxonomy places the organism in Eukaryota, Viridiplantae, Streptophyta, Magnoliopsida, Brassicales, Cleomaceae. The coding region runs from base 201 to 1664 and encodes 487 amino acids.
AAAGGGGGUAUAUACAGAGUGUGUGACAACCUGGGUCGAGUGUGAGUGACAGCUAAUUCAGUGUUCCCCACUCUGUUUUUUAUGUUUCAUGUUUUCCUCUGCUUUAAUUGUCUUCUGUUCACAACUACUUGGUUUGAGUUUGAACCCUGUCCACUACCUUCUUCUUCCUCUCUCUCUCUCUCCUUCUGAUACCUGCUUCCAUGGCUGCUGAUGAUUCCCAGUCUUCCUCUGCAACUCCAACUCCAACUCCAACUGAAGAGCCCGUGGAGAAGAAGGCGAGCGAGGAGGCUAAAGUGAUGGAGAAAGAAACAGUUUCUUCUCAUGAAGAAACUGCUGAUGUUGUGAAAGAUAUUCCUUCAACUGGUUCAGACCCGAUUGUCGAGAAGGAGGAGCAGACUGAUGAACCUCCUGUUGGUGAAUCCAAACCCGAAGCUGAACCCGAAAAAGAUUCACCUCUCGUGCUGGCGAAGCAAGCUGAUGACGGUGUUGAAUCUGCAGAAAAAGGACAAGAUGAGAAGGAAGAGAAGACAGCAGAACAAGUUGAACCAAAAGAAGAUACCAUUGUGAAAGAGUGUGGUGAAGCCACUGAAAAGGCUGUUGAAGAAGUUGUCGAAGCCACCGGCGAGAAGAAACCAGAAGAGAAUGUUGCUGAGGAAGUGAAGGAGCCGACAUCUACUGGCCCUGCAGAGGAAGAGCAUACGAAGAAGGCUGAUGUUUCUGAAUCAACAGAGGAGGUCAAAGUGAAAGAGGAGGAACCCAUUGAUAUUCAUCCAGUUAAAGAUGUCUCCGAGGAGACAGCGGAAGACGGCAUCAAAGUUUCCGAGGCUGUCUCAGAAGAGGUGAAAAGUGAGACAACUGCAGUAGAGGUUCCUGAAGUUGAGGCAAAGCCAGAGGUUGCUGAACAAGUGGAGACUGUUCCUGUGGAAGUGAAGGAAUCAAUGUCAGAAGUUGAUGUAAAGCCAGAGGAAAACCCUAAAACGACGGAACAAGUUGAGGUUGAGCCUCAGGCCAAACCGGAGGAGAAAACUGUUGAGACCGUGGACUCGGUUAUCACCUCCAAGGACGAAAAACCUUCGGAGGAAGAAAAACAUACUUCCACAGAGUGCCCUGAGCAAAUUGUAGUUACAAACAAAGAUUCUGUCUCUGAGCUGAAAAAGGAGACUGAAGAGGGAGCUUCUUCUGUGGUUGAAGUGGUUGAGAAUGUUAGCACUGAAGACAAAGAGAAACAUGUGGUGGAAGAACCAUCAAAGGAGGAGAAAGAGAAUGUGAGUGAAGAUAAAGCAGUGUUAAAUAACCCUGCUAAAGAAGAUGAGACCAUCAUAAAAGACGCUGAACCUGCUUCAGAUGAAAAGUGUGCAGAGACAUCGAAAGAAACUGAUACAGAAUCCAAAGAGAAAGAAGAUGCAGUAAAGAAACAAGAGGAAUUGGCUACAGAAACAGCACCUGAAGUUAAGAACACCGAGAUAUCGAGUAAAGAGAGCGGAGAGAAGAAACAAGAACCAGAAGUCACCGCCAAAGAAGUUUCUGCAAAGCCAAAGCAUUCAAACAACAUCAUAUCCAAGGUAAAGCAGUCCUUUGCAAAGGCAAAGAAAGCAAUCAUCGGAAAAUCCCCAAGCUCAAAGACUAUCUCUAAUGAAGCCAAAGAGGAAAUCAAGGUUAAGUGAUAAUGGAGUAAUGGGAUAAAGCUCAGCAUGAUAUUGAUUCCUGAUCUGUUCCUUACAAGUAUUUGGUGUCUCUGCUUCAUGUGGGAAAAAAACAAAAGGACAUUCUUUCAUUUUCUUUGUUGUUUAGUUACAUAUAUCAUCGUGUUGUGUGGUUAUUUCUAUGAACCUAAAGUGAUUGCCUUGUGUUA